This is a messenger RNA of Neopsephotus bourkii (Bourke's parrot), 3348 nucleotides long. RefSeq names its product leucine rich repeat containing 56 (gene LRRC56). The record is from RefSeq and is a predicted model, not a curated record. Gene Ontology annotation, molecular function: protein binding. Lineage: Eukaryota; Metazoa; Chordata; Aves; Psittaciformes; Psittacidae.
CUUGAAGUCAGUAGCCAUGGCCUGCCUGACCCAGAGGGCAGCCAGCAACAGUGCAGAGCAUACUGAGAUGGACCUGAAGUGGAAUACUAGCAGGGUUUCUCAUCCAGACUCAGCUGCAGACCAGGUGACUGAUUUGAGUUGGCGAGGCAACCUAAAUCCCAGUCCACUGAUUAAAGAUGAUGGAGAGCUACUUGUGGAUGAAUACCUUUCCCCCAGGAAACUGAAAAUUUUGACAGGGGUAAAUGAUCUGCAGCAAGUGAAUUCCCUAAAGGUGCGAGUAGAUACAAGAGAGAACAGCUUGGGGAACUUUGGUGCCUAUCUACCUAAUCUGAGAGAACUGCAGUUGAACAAUAGCUUGCUUAUGUCUGUGAGGGACCUUGGAACCACAUUGUCGCAUCUCUACAUCCUGUGGAUGGCUCACUGUGAGCUCACAGAUUUAGAUGGGAUCUCUUCCUGCAGCUCUCUGAGAGAACUCUACAUAGCCUAUAACAAUAUCUCCGACCUGAGCCAGCUGCCCUGGCUGGAUCACCUUGAGGUUUUGGACCUGGAAGGGAACAAUAUUGAGGACAUCAACCAGAUGCAGUACCUGGGACUUUGUUGCAAGUUGAGCCGCCUGACAGUGGAGGGCAACCCUAUCUGUCUGAAGCCAAAUGCAGAAUCUGCACAGGAACCAGAUUAUAAUUACAGAGCUGAAGUAAAAAAACUGAUUCCCCACUUGGAAUAUUUGGAUGAAAUACCAGCAAGCCAGACUGCUCUCCUUCCUCCCAAUAGGAUGCAUGAGGACUGGCUUAUCAUCAAGGAAUCCAUCAAGGAAGGUGGUUUAGCUGGAGACAUUUCAUGGUUAGCUCCAGGUGUGCAGCAGCAGUCCCCAUAUUGGCAGUGUACGGUGAUGGUGUGGUUUGAAGCCUUGAAUGACUGUGCUUACUCUAGCAAAAUCUCUGUCUUAGAUCCAUGUCUUAGUCCAGCUUCCAGACCUGGCACUGUGCAGUCAUCUGCUCAUGCAGGGAGAUCUAGCAGUGCCUGCCUCUUACAUGGUGGCUGUCCUCUUCCAGAUCCCACUGUUUCUGAUGAGCUGUUCACAGAAGACGACUCCAGUGAUUUGAUACAUGGACUCAGUCAAGUUAUGUGUGGGAGCCACACCGAGGCUCUUUGUGCAAGGAGGCAAAAGCUAGGUCUUGCUCUCUUCUGCAGCACAAAAGCCCCCCAAGAUGCAAUUGACCUUGAGGAGGACAGAGCCUCUUGCCCUAAGCAUCAUUUGAUGCCUUCUAAAAUCCACAAUCUAGAAGCAGAGCUGGAGAGAGCUCCUGAGGUUAUCAAAAUAAUUUCUGUCAUUUUCCAGCCACCUGCAGUGAGCCCUUUGAAACUCCGUGGUCUGAGGACAGAAAAGCUUUACAGCUCUGAAGGAGGAGGAAGUCUGCACCAGGAAGAUGUGCUCUCUGAACUGAGCGCCAAGAGAGAGCAGCAAAAGAGGUGCCUGCAUAGAGGACAGCAAGAAAAAGUCACCCAAGCACUGAGGAUAACUCUUAGUGAUGAGGAAGAGGGUGAAGACUUCAGCCUGACUGACAGUUAUGAAGGUGAGACCUCUGAUAAGGACCUCAUUGAAAGGAUUUCACUUGAUUCUCCUUGCCACUCCUGCCUCUCCCAGUCUUCCUCAGGUUCAUCACAGGAUCAGGAAGGUGCAGUGUUCUCCAACCCAAACCACUGCCUAAUUCCAUCUCCUCCAAAAACCCCUUCACCUGCAUCUGUAACAGGUGUUGCAGCAAGAUCCUGGAAAAAAAGGAACCACAGGAUAAGAUGCCUAAAAACACCCAGCCAAGAGGACAGGCAGUGGGUACAGCAAUGCCAGCCAAGAGCUCAUCAAGAAAAUUCAGCCCAGCCUCAGGGCACGAAAUUUGCUCUUCUGAGCCAGCACAGCAUGCUGGCUGCCUCUGGAUCUCCAGGGCAGCACCAGCCUGCUGGGAGCACUGGCCAGCAGAGGCCUACUUCAAUACCAACAGCUGCUGGAUCAACAAGCAUCAGACCCAUCGUGGAUGAAAGCCUUCCAGGAGAGAUCAACCACCACCAGCCAGCUGUCUGCUCAUCCACAAAAGCCCCACAGAGGUCUGGACUGAUGAACACUGCUUGGCCCCUGACUGCCAGGGCCAUGCUGCAGCCAUUGCCACACAGACCCACUUCCUCAACAUCUCAGAAGAGAAGUCCACAGUCAUAGAAUGUACCUAGGUGGCGAUAUGUGUUGGAUCUACAUACACAGCAGAGUCUUGAAGGAUUCAUGCUAUCUUCUUUCAGCUUCUUCUACAAGCUAAAUGUAGAGCUGUGCAAGUAGAGCAGUUCAAACAAAUGACAUGAUUUGCCUCAAUUAAGGCUACAGCUGGUCCAGAACUGCUUUCUUCAAAGAGCACCUGCUGAUCAACAGAAGAGCUAAUAAACCUCUUAUUAUAGACAAACAUGGUUAUUUUUGCAGUCUUCAUGCACUAAAACUGAGCAAGUCCUAGUGUAUUUCCUCUCAUGCACACUAUGCUCUACUCUGUGAGUCAGGCAGGGACACUGAACCAAGCAGAGCAUGGAGCUUGCAGUUUGUGGAGUGGGCUGGAGGAGGUGAGGGACAGAGCGUUCCCUCUCACUCCUAUCCCCUUGAUCUAGCAGCAGCCCACAAUGCAUCUUAUGCAGCCCUGGAUGUUUAACAUGUAAGGGACAAGCCAGUGGCUUGAGAGGAAGCAAUGUCUGGAGCGGGUUGUAAGGGGAGCAUGUGUGGCCUGAGGAAGAGCCCAGGAAGGUCACGUUUUGUCAGAGCUUAUGCUCUCCCAGGAGCUCACCCGUCCACAGGCAUCUGAGGAUCUUGUUGCCUACAUUGUUAUGGGAGACAAUGCUAACAAAGUGGCUUGCAAUAUUAACAUGUUUGUUUGCUUCAUAGCUACCUGGAAGGCUUUAUCUUGUUUCCUAUGGAUAGAGGCAUACUGGAAUGUCAUUAGCAUGUAAGCAGGUGUCAGGAGCAUCCUCUGCAGGUGCCUUUAGUGUCAAGCAUCCCAUCUCUAGCUUUUUAGACCAAAUAGACUUUCUAAUUUCAUAUGACUGAAUAAUUUUAAGUAAUGCUGCCACAAAGACAAGGCAGGGAAGUAAGGGGAAAAUCCUUUUUUUUUUUUUCAAUAGGGCAUUUGUUUUAAAUUUGAGUGAGAUUCAAACCAUUGGUUUGAGUGACUGCAGACUGAGAUGCUGAUCCAAAUGACUGCCUUAAAACUUCAUUGAUGUUGCAGUCUGAAACCAUGCAUCAUUGCAUUUUCCAGUUUAAAUUACUAUGUUAGAGAUAUAUUUUUUAAUUGGUUGAUAAACACUGAUUACAUGGUAGGUUAA